CCCCCGCUCCCCUCCCCGCUCCUCGCGCUGAGCUCGAGCCUCUCUUCUGCCUUCACGAGUUCUCCUCCCGAAACCUGCGCGAGGCGAUUCCCCCCCGUUCUCCCCGCGUCAGUCAACAUGGCUACAGUUGUAACCUGCACCCGAUUCACGGACGAAUAUCAGCUGUACGAGGAACUCGGAAAGGGCGCCUUCUCGGUCGUGCGGCGUUGUGUCAAGAAGUCCACGGGCCAAGAGUAUGCGGCGAAGAUCAUCAACACCAAGAAGCUGUCGACCCGAGAUCACCAGAAACUGGAGCGAGAGGCAAGAAUCUGUCGUCUGCUCAAACACCCAAACAUAGUACGGCUCCAUGACAGCAUCUCAGAGGAGGGUUUCCAUUACCUGGUGUUUGACCUCGUCACUGGAGGAGAGCUGUUUGAGGACAUCGUUGCAAGAGAGUAUUACAGCGAGGCAGAUGCCAGCCACUGCAUCAGUCAGAUCCUGGAGAGCAUCAGUCACAUCCACCAGCAUGACAUUGUGCACAGGGACCUCAAGCCCGAGAACCUACUUUUGGCCAGUAAGAUGAAGGGAGCCGCGGUGAAGCUGGCAGAUUUUGGCCUGGCCAUCGAGGUGCAGGGGGAACAGCAGGCGUGGUUUGGUUUUGCAGGAACUCCAGGGUAUCUGUCCCCAGAGGUGCUGAGGAAGGACCCGUACGGGAAACCUGUGGACAUGUGGGCGUGUGGUGUGAUCCUGUACAUCCUACUGGUGGGAUACCCGCCCUUCUGGGACGAGGACCAGCACAAACUCUACCAGCAGAUCAAGGCCGGUGCAUAUGAUUUUCCUUCUCCGGAGUGGGACACCGUGACCCCUGAGGCCAAAAACCUGAUCAAUCAGAUGUUAACCAUUAACCCUGCCAAAAGAAUCACUGCCGACCAGGCCCUCAAGCAUCCCUGGGUCUGCCAACGCUCCACUGUGGCCUCCAUGAUGCACCGCCAGGAGACCGUGGAGUGUCUGCGCAAGUUCAAUGCCAGGAGGAAACUUAAAGGAGCUAUUCUCACAACCAUGCUGGUGUCCAGGAACUUUUCAGUGGGACGGCAGCAUACCAGCCCUGCUGCUACCACCAGCACGGCCGCAGUGGCACAGGAAGCAUGCAAAACCUUACUUAACAAGAAGUCUGAUGGUGUGAAGUCGCAGGGAAACAACAGUAAAAACAGUGUAGUAAGCAGCAGCAGCACCAAAGACAGCAGCAUGUCAUCUACAGCACCAAUGGAAGCCCAGACAACCGUUGUGCACAACCCAGCCGACGGCACCAAGGGCUCCACAGAGAGCUGUAAUAACACGGAAGAGGAGGAGAUGAAAGGUAGGAAAGUGGCCGUGAGUGAGGCCGCUGGUGCAGGCGCUGCAGGGCUGAGCCAAAGCAGCACUGUUGAGGAGCAGAGCCCGAACCCACCGUCCCACUGCCCGGCGCUCAGCUCUGGCCCCAUGCAGGAGGCCUCCGGCAGCCCCAGUGUCCCCCACAGCAGCCCCAGUGUCCCCCACAGCAGCCCCAGUGUCCCCCACAGCAGCCCCAGUGUCCCCCACAGCAGCCCCGCUCAGAGCGGUCCUGAGCCGGAGCCCGCUCUGCCGCCCCCUGCAGGCGGCGGCGGCACCCUGCAGCACACCCGUAAACAGGAGAUCAUAAAGAUGACGGAGCAGCUGAUCGAAGCCAUCAACAAUGGAGAUUUUGAGGCCUACACGAGAAUCUGUGACCCUGGUCUCACUUCAUUUGAGCCUGAAGCUCUUGGAAACCUGGUGGAGGGCAUGGACUUCCACAAGUUUUACUUUGAGAACUUGCUGAGUAAAAACAGCAAGCCGGUGCACACCACCAUCCUGAACCCCCACGUGCACCUGAUCGGCGAGGACGCCGCCUGCAUCGCCUACAUCCGCCUGACGCAGUACAUGGACGGCCAGGGCCGCCCGCGCUCCUGCCAGUCGGAGGAGACGCGCGUGUGGCACCGCCGCGACGCCAAGUGGCUCAACGUGCACUUCCACUGCUCAGGAGCACCGGCGGCGCCGCUGCAGUGAACGCCCGACCCAGGCCCAGCUUUGCCUGGACUCUGAAGCUGUUUGGAGCAUUUACUCCCCGUGGUCGAAUUGGUGCCGGGAUCCUGGAAAAGGCUUCGUGGAGCGAUGUAAAAACACAAACAUGGGGGAAAAAUACGUUGCAAUGUUAAAAAAAAAUCCUUAUGAAAAAAAAAAGAGCAUAUUUUAAAAGCUUGACUGAGUGAGCGACCAACACCGAUCCAGUCCGAACCCAGGGAGGCGACGUCGGCCCGGCUGACGUGAGCCCCUCCUGCAGAUGGUGCAUGCUUCUGGUGGCGACACAGGGGUGAUGCCGUCCUGGUCCUCUCCUCCCAUGGCCUUUACUUCCCCGUCUUUGUUUUGUCUGCUGUGUGGAAAAGUAUUAAGAUGUUAAAUAUAUACGUACCAGAAAAACACCUACACUUCGCACACAUCGUGACUGGGACGGGGCUGCGGGUAGAAUGAGACGCGGGUGCUUUAAUAGAAGUAUUGGUUGUACAGCUGGUGUGUGUGUGUGUGUGUGUGUGUGUGUGUGUGUGUCUUUAUGGCAACAGGAGUAACUAAUAUCUACUGAAAUCUAAAGAGAAACCCCGUUUUCAGGGUGAGUGUGUGUUUAAAGAGGAUUUAGGCAUCGAGAGACUUAAUUUGUUUUCCGUAUAAUGUUUGAGCCGUUUGUCUCCUGAGUGACGUAUGAGUAUUUGUGUGGAAAAAGGAUCAUUUUUAAUCAAAGGGAGAAUUAUUUAAAGCUAUUUAUACAGGAAACGUGGAGGUGUUAUUACCUUGCAGGUGUGGGGCUGAAGCAUGAGCUGGUGUUUAGGGUUUUUGUUCCCCGGGUGUAAAUACAACGCCGCGGACACGCGCACUGUGGAGGUCACGUGGUCCAGGUCCGCUCGUCCUGAAGUUGCAGAAGGCGCCGCAGCGCUCGGAGCCCAACACCUGGAGGUGAACGCUCUCCAUCCGAACUGCGGGCCCUGAACGCACGGACCCGCCUCCGACUUUAGUUUUGUACCUUUGACGUGAAGCAUGAUUUCCUUUUUAUGGCCUGUACUGUUUCUGCACAGACACUUACGACUCGAUGCUGUUGCGUCCUCCCGCUUUCUGCAACUUCAGGUUCCGCUCGCCGAACCCUCCCCCGCUCCUCCACUUCCAUCAUUCCCGAGCGGCGCCGCGUCACGUUCUAAUGAUGAUGUCAGCCUUCUGCCUGUCUCGUGUUCCGACCGUGUUCUUGCAGUCCGUGUGUCGUCAGUCUUGGCUCACUGUUCUUCUGCGUGAAGUCCUGGCACUAAAAAGCAUGUUUAAAAAAAAUCGGAUGCAGGCGAGGGAUGGGACCAAGUGUGUGUGUGGGGGGGGGGUUGUGGAGCCUGCGCCCACCCGCGUUGGGUCCACGUGUCACACUUCCUGUAACUGUUGUAGCUGUUGGUGUGUAGAUGUUUAUUUUAUUGUUCCAUCCAGAACUAGAACAGACGAGGAGCCGCUAAAACCUCAACAGGGUCUUUUUCCUUCACGCUGCGCCCUGAACACGCACCAGUCCACGCACAGCCCCCGUCCCGUGGCUCCAGUUAGCGCAUCAGAUCAAAGGAACCGUCACCGUGUUGACGCUGUCUGUGCUGCUCCAUAGUGUCAUGAAACCACGAUGCUUUAACGUGUCACUUACCACGCAGACUUUAAAGGAUCCACUUGUGGGUCGCGUGUCCGUCCCACUGUGUGAACCGCCCCCGCCUCGCUCACCUUUCGCACCGUGACCACCGUGCGUCGUGACCCCAGUACUGAAACUACUGUGCGUGAUGUUGUUCUGGCUCUAAGUGGUUCUGUCUGUGCCGCGGGCUCUGACCCCCCGUCGUGUGUCGAUGCCGCCACGCUUUUCUUUCACUGCAUUUCCACGGUCAUGGGAGAGUUGAAGUCACGGAGCGAGUUCGGGACCAGCGUUUGCUAAAGUAUUUGGAUCCGUUUUAAACAAGCAUUUUAUCGGACUACGGAGCUGAAAUCAUCCGUGGACGUCGGUGCGUUUGCGCCACGGUCACAGGUUCCAGUCCGUCAGUUCUGCUGGUCGCUUUUUAGGUUUGCAUCUAAUGAAACGAGGCAAUCAGUGGUUUCAGUCACUUCUAAAUGUGAGAAACAGGCAGCUGCUGCAAUAAACCCACUCAGACUUUACCCUCGUUAAUAUGAAAGUCAAAACUGAAACAAUGAAACAAGUCUAAGACGUUUUGAUGCGGAUACAGUAAACAUUUAGGGCUCCUUCCAUAAAGGUAGAACCUCCAGUACCCGCAGGCUUCUGACCUUUGGGUUACUUGCAUUACUUAUGGGAGUACUCAGUACAUGCACGAGCCCUGUUCGGAUCUCAUAUUUUGAAACGUUGGCGACGGACUAGCAAAUAUUUUAGCAAAUAUCAAUGUUAGAAAUCACGACUAAACCUGAAAGGGGAUUUGUGAAACGUAAGAUCAAAGAGUUGAGGAGGGAUGUUUAAAAACCACAAUCAUUAACAGCAACACUAUAUAUGCAGUUUAACAAAUGGAAGAAAUAUGCAUGUCUACUUUCUGGUAAUUUUCACUGUUUACUUGAUAAAGAAACGGAAAUCUAUGUUACUUGCAUCCUCGGUUAUGACACGGCUCUGACAGAUAUCAACUCAAGUGACGUGAUCUCGCAUUAAACGCUUCGCUCGUCUGGACCCCUUUGUACGUAAAUUUGCUACAUUGUAACCUUAUACUAAAGGGGCUACACACGUCUAUAUUCAGAGAUUCAUUUGGAUGCUGGAUUUUUGCAUGACCAUACAGUUAAUAAAAAUCAUACAUUAAAAUUAA
Messenger RNA from Betta splendens (Siamese fighting fish), 4835 nucleotides. It is a transcript of the gene camk2g2, whose product is annotated as calcium/calmodulin-dependent protein kinase (CaM kinase) II gamma 2. Gene Ontology annotation, biological process: protein phosphorylation. Gene Ontology annotation, molecular function: calcium/calmodulin-dependent protein kinase activity; ATP binding; calmodulin binding. The transcript has 23 exons. Bases 118 to 2040 code for a protein of 640 amino acids. Gene Ontology annotation, cellular component: neuron projection; cytoplasm. NCBI's taxonomy places the organism in Eukaryota, Metazoa, Chordata, Actinopteri, Anabantiformes, Osphronemidae. The record is from RefSeq and is a predicted model, not a curated record.